AUGAAAAUAUUUAUUUUUUUAGUGUCACAAAAAGAGAUUGUACCACAAGUAGGUUCACUUAUAGCUGAAUUGUAUUCCUGGAAAUCACUUACAAUGGGACAACCUAUUCUUCGUCUUCAUACAACAGCAACAAAAGCUGCUUUAUUGACAUUAUCACCUGGUCGUCAUGUAUUAAAACUUACUAAUACAUGUCCAUUUGCUUGUAACGUGCAAAUAUUAUCUGAUACAAAUGAUUUUAUGCUUGCUGAUGAAGAUCAAUUAUUAAAUAAAAUCGCUACUGUGCCCGAAGAUGCUGAUUUUAUACUACGAGCUGAAGAAUUAUUUCUAGCAUUAGAUGAUUCUAUACAAAAUUUUCAUUUGAUUGGUCAACAAGAAAAUAAAUUAAUUGAUCUUUUUAGUUUAUACUGUGAACAUGCACCAAAAACACUUGAUCUUACUAUUCAAACAUGUCUUAAUACAUUUAAUCAAGCAUUGUAUUCAACUUUACGAACAAUUCUUGCUGCAUCUGGAUCAGGGAUUAGUGUCGAUACACAAUUUGCUUGGCGAUGUUUUACUAAUGAUCUUUCGACACCAGAUAUUUUGGCUGCUUAUGACGCAAAACGUCCAAUUGUUAGAAGUCUCAGUCGUCACUCAGCACGAACUGCUGGAAGUUCUUCUGCAAUCAUAGGAACACCUAGUACAAGUAAAAAAGGUAUUGGAGCAAGAGAGAAAAAUAAUGAUGAUAGAUCUAGUUUAAAACAACAAUUUUCAUCGACGAAUUCAUCAUCAACAUCAGAUAUACAAGAAGAACCAUUAUCUGAUCUAUUAAGUCAUGUCUUUAGUGUAAACGAACUAGAAUCUAUAAUAAAUAUUCAAAAAAGUAUUCGAGGUUUUUUACAACGUCGUAUUGCGCUUGCUCGUACAUCUGGUACAGAAAAAAAUUUAUUUAUUCAACAAAUAUUACAAUCAAGCAUGUCUUUACUCAAAGCUGAUCAAAAUAAAUCAACUUUACUUCUUUUUAAAAAUUUCAUAUCAAUCAAACCAGAAUUAAUUCAAUCUUUUACAUUUCGUAAUGAUGAUUGGAAUAUGGUCACAUAUCGAGAUUAUAAUGGAAUAUAUCAAGAACAACCAGCUAAUAAGUGGUUUGUUUUAUUUCGAGAAAUUAUUUAUAUUAAUGAAGAAAGUUUAAUUGCUGCUAAAUUUCUUUCACAUUUACCAAAUACACUUUUACGUGUAGUUAAUAAUGAUACAUAUGAUGAAAUGUCAUUAGUGUUCAAUCGUUUACGACCAGGAAUAUUUGCUAAAAAUAAAAAUGGUUAUACAUUUUUUGCUGAAGGCAUGUCACUUGAUCAAUCAAUACCAAGUGAUCGUUUUCGUCUUCGUUUAACAACAUCAUAUGCACAGUUACCUGAAAUACGUACUGAUCCAAUAAUAUCAUCAUUUAUUACAAAAGAAAUUAGCGAUUAUUAUAUUCCGAAUAAAGAACAAAUUAUAUGCAGAUAUCGCAUUAUUACUUCUGAUAAUAUUAAUCAAGCUGGUUUAAAUUAUCAUUUAGCUAGUAUUCAUUUUAGUACAUCAAAAUCUGAUGUUUUAAUGCGUUUAACAGUCUUUGAUAAUGAUGAAGAAAUAGUUAGUGUAGAAGGAAAAGGAUGUCUUAUUUUACCUGCAGUACUUUUUAUGCGUGCAAUUACAAAUGUAAUACAACCACAACCACAACUAUUAGUAAAGUCAACAUCAAAAACGAUAGGAGGAUCACGUAAAAAAGACUUAAAUAAUACUUAUCAAGGAAAUGUUGCUGAUUUAACACCAAUUAAUAGUGUCCGAUCAGACAAAGAUAGAACUGGAAAUGGAAUGAGAAGUAGAUCAAGUAGUCGAGUAGGAUUAACAAUUUUACAUAAAUAUAUUAUUCAAGUAACGCUUCUUCGUAAAUCAUGGCCAUUAACAGCAAAUCAAUGGCAAUUUGUUGAACAACUUAAAGAACAAGAAAAAAAUGAAUUGAAAGUUUUUAAUCGACAAUUAUCAGCGACUAAAGCCGAUCGACCAAUUAGCGGUUCAACAAGUAGCAAACGAAUAGGACAAACAAAUUCUACUGUAUCGACAGGAAGCAAUAGAACAAAAAGUACUACUACUGGAAGUGGUAGAAGUAGUAUAGUAUCAUUAAGUCGACCGAAAUCGUUAAAAGAGAGUACAGAAAAAACGAUUGAUACAAGUAAACCCCAUUGGAUAUUACAAAUAAUAUCUGAUGCAGAUAAAGCUGAUGAAUUAACAAUUAAAAAAGACACUGAACGAAAUGAAGAAUUAAUGAAUAUAAAAAAAGCAUGGGAAACAUUACAAGUUGGUCGAGCUGACAAAGCAUUGGAAACAAGACAAAAAUUUCUUGAUUCUUUACAAUCAAAAGUUGAUGAAGUUUCAGGAUUUGAAACAACUGAUGAUAUAACAAAUGUUUCAGAAAUUCGUACUGAUGAAGAAACAACCAGUACAAUUAAUUCUUCAAUUAUAGAACAACAACAAAUGAUCAAACAAACUCCCACAACGAAGAGAAGUUCUUCAUUGACGAAAAAAGGAUCCAUUAAAGAAGAAGUUUCCAAACAAACGGAACUAAUUUCACCAUCUCUUUCAUCAUCACCACAAAUUGAUGAACCUCUUCUAGACGAACCACCACCAAGAAAACCUAAAAUUAUUUUAACAUCAUUGGAUUUAAAACCGUUUCUCAAACAAAAACUGCUUUCCAAUGAACCAAUUAUAUCUGAUUCAUUAUUUGAGCAAGAGGAUUUACAACGUCGUCGAAGUAAUUUUACUGAAUAUUCGAAACAUGCUGAUGAAAUUUGUCAAAGUCGUCAAGAAGAUCAAAAUAAUCGAUAUAAAGAGAAAAUUCGUCAAUUAGAAGAAUAUGUUGGUUUACAAGCUAAAACUGAUCAAAUUCGUCGUACUGUUAAUGAACCACGUGAAGCAUUUCGACAGCGGUUUCUUGAAAUCGAACGGAUGCGUCUAGAAGAAUUAGCUGCUCAAGAAAAAAAAUUAAUGGAUGAAGAAAAAGCAAGAUUAGCAACUAUGGCCAAACCAGUUAAAAAGAAAACCUCAGCUGGAAAAAAGAAAAAGAAGUAG
Molecule: messenger RNA, 3084 nt
Organism: Rotaria sp. Silwood2
Lineage: Eukaryota; Metazoa; Rotifera; Eurotatoria; Philodinida; Philodinidae
Source: the annotation of a GenBank genome assembly